Messenger RNA from Adineta steineri, 1293 nucleotides. NCBI's taxonomy places the organism in Eukaryota, Metazoa, Rotifera, Eurotatoria, Adinetida, Adinetidae. The record is from the annotation of a GenBank genome assembly.
AUGUCUUCCCACGCUGAAAUAUUGCAUACACGUGCUAGUUCAUUAUUAACUCUAAUCGAUGGCCUUCAAAUUGAAAAUGAUCUAACAAGUGCACGUCGUACAUUGGAUGAUUGGCGUACAGAAAUGUUUUCCUUAAUAAAUAAUAUUCAUUUAACGACAACAAAUAAACUUGAUUCAUUAACAGGUCGUUUACAUCAAUUGAAACAACGUCGUUCAGCUAUAUUAAGACAAGAGAUAAUACCCAAUUUAAGUAAAGUGGUUAUUGAACGACGUAAAAAUUUAUCUGAACAAGAAUUAAAUGAUAUAAAAAAGAAAAUAACUAAAACCGAUUCAGAUUUACAAGUAUUUGGAAGAUUAUUAGCAAAAAUUAGUAAUGAUGAAAAAAAAUUAGUUGAACAGAUUGAAAUACUUAAAAGUAUUCAACGUGAAAAUGCUGAAUUAUCUAGUCUUGAUAAUAUUUCAAAGAUGCAACGUCGUUUUAUACUUGAUUCAUGUCAUUCACCAUUUAUAGCCGUGUCAGAUGAUAAUCAUAUGCUUAUUGAAGAUGACGAUCAUUUAGUUUUAUUUGAUGAGCAACGUCGUAUUAAUGAGAUUCCAUGGCAAACAAAACAGGAUGGUUCAUUUAUUGGUUCAAUUAAAGAUCUUACAUAUUCAAAUUAUCUUGGACAGUUUUGUGUUUUAUCAUCAUUAAAUUUUUUUACAAUUGAUCCACAUAUGUCAACAUUAGACAAGAUUGAGCAAUUAAAACCAAGUACAGGUAGUCAUUAUCAAUCAAUUGCUUGUAUUCCAAACUCAUCUGAUGCAUUUUUUGCUCUUACAACAUCUGGUUCGCGUACAAAUAUUGAACGUUGGUCAUUUUUAUCAGCUUCUCUUAUUAAACGAUGGUAUCAUGAUAUAUUUGAAUCAGAUGAUCGACUUAUAUCAUGUAUACGUGCAAAUGAAACAUGUUUAGCUAUUUGUAUAAAACAACAAAAAACUGAAAAAGGUUCUCAAAAUCAAAAUGAACAAUGGCGUGUAGAUAUAUUCGAUUUUACACUUGUUCGAAUGUAUCGUGGUGUUAAUCUUAAAGCUGGUGGUUUAGGAACUUAUAUAACACCAUUUGAUGAUCGUUCAUGGUUAGCUAUAAAUGGUAAUGAUAUAUGGUUAUUAGGUGAACAAGGUGAAUGUGUUGAAGAAAAAAGAAUUAAUGAACGUGAACAAUUACAUAAUAUAAUUGUUAAAGAUGAAGAUAGUAAUAAACAAAGACAGUAUAUUGUUAAAAUGGGUAAACCAGCUGAGUUACGUAUUAUUUAA